AUCCCCCCGAACCACCAGAGCUGACGCGUAACUCCGGGACCCUCUCUGUGACCGCUGACGUUGCUUUGGAGAUUGCAAUGUGCACAGGCAAAAAUGGCUACCCUGCGCCAACCAUCAGCUGGUACAAAGAUGGGCACCUUCUGAACAUUACCACAGAACACAACAAAGGUAAAGAAGCCACCGGAUUCUUUGUGGAGCUUCUAAUGUUUGUUUUCGUGGGGAUGAAAGUACAAAUAUAUUAUACCGAGAAUGUGCAGUUUGCCUUGGACUCUCCAAAGGUCAUCAAAGAAGGGGAUGAUGUGCAGCUGCAAUGUCGGGGCGACGGGUUCCCCCCACCCGAAUAUUCCUUCAUCAAAUCUCCAGCCUUACCUACUUCUGCUCCUUCUUCCCAGACUUCCGAUAACCUGGUGGACCUGCCCACCACCACCGAUGGUGUCCUUCUUCUUCCUCAAGUGACCAAGGCUGACAGCGGGACCUACCGCUGUCAGGUCUUGGACUUCUAUAGUCCCUCCGAGGUGGAACUAGAGAAGGACGUGAGCAUCUUCAUCAAUUAUCUGGACCCUCUGGUCCUAAAUCCAAGCAAGAUGGUGAAAGUAAACCGAAGUGAAGACCUUCAGUUGACCUGUUCUGGCAGUGGCUCCACGACGCCCACCUUGUCAUGGAAGAAGGGAAGACAGCAGAUGGCGACCGGCGGGACUCUGUUGCUGGAAGGGCUGACAUACCCCAUGGCCGGCACCUACGUCUGCGAGGCUUCUGUGCCCAGCAUCUCCGGACUGAAACGGAACGAGUCAAUCCAAGUUAUUGUAGAAGGGAAGCCAGAGGUAGAGAUGCACCAAACCAUCAUGCAAGAUCUGGAGCAGACAGUGAAGGUCACCUGUACGGUUUUAGGCCAUCCCCCGCCAGAGAUCAGAUGGAACAUUUCUGGUGGAAAGGAAGGGAGCCCGGAUAACACCGUGGUGGAGAUGAAGGCUGACAGGCGGAACGAGCAGACGGGCUUGACCCCCAAGGAAGGGAGCCCGGAUAACACCGUGGUGGAGAUGAAGGCUGACAGGCGGAACGAGCAGACGGGCUUGCUGAGUCCCGGCGGAGGCGGAGGAGGCGGUGGAGGAGGAGGAGGAGGGGGGACGAAUGAGUGCUGA
Messenger RNA from Protobothrops mucrosquamatus (brown spotted pit viper), 1139 nucleotides. It is a transcript of the gene BCAM, whose product is annotated as basal cell adhesion molecule (Lutheran blood group). Gene Ontology annotation, cellular component: plasma membrane. Lineage: Eukaryota; Metazoa; Chordata; Lepidosauria; Squamata; Viperidae. The annotation marks the transcript as partial. The record is from RefSeq and is a predicted model, not a curated record. The transcript has 11 exons.